Molecule: messenger RNA, 1831 nt
Organism: Xylona heveae TC161
Lineage: Eukaryota; Fungi; Ascomycota; Xylonomycetes; Xylonales; Xylonaceae
Exons: 3
Coding region: 91-1542 (483 amino acids)
Biological process (GO): protein import into peroxisome matrix
Cellular component (GO): peroxisomal membrane
Molecular function (GO): zinc ion binding
Source: RefSeq, a predicted model, not a curated record
GCAUUACUAGAUCUUGUGGACGUCGACUUUUGGCCUACUCCUGUAAGAGGAGCCAUAACAGCUCCUCGCGACCUCGACCAUGCGUGCGUGAUGAGCGCCGCUGAUUUUACUGCUGCUCAGCAACGAAUUGCUGCUCGUCGCCGGUCGCGGGAGGCCGAGAAUCAGGCACGCGUGAGCCAUGAUCGGCGAUUUCCCGCAUCGGCGACGAUUGAUUCCUUACCGGGUUCUUUGAGCCAGGCAGAUAAUAUUCUAAAAGAUAUUUGGGAUUUGAUUAGAGGCCGUGAAGGGACGCGACCUGCGUAUAGGGUCGGUCAAGUUGAUGCCGAGCUUCUUGACGAGGAAUUGCUCGAUCUUCUCAAAGGACAAAUCCAGGAUGCGCUGAAAUACUUUGGACCUCAUUUGCAGGAUGAUUGGUCUUCAGAAAUCCUUCUCGCGCUGCGGGCCGUACUGUUCAAACUCUCUAUCUGGGAUCACGAUGCUUCAUAUGGGGCUGCGCUUCAGAACUUGAAAUACGUGGAUGCGCGCUACAAGGGCCCCGUGCCUCGGCCACCAUCAAAGUGGCAGAAAUCUGUCUAUGGCUUGUUCACAAUAGGGGCUCGCUAUGCUUGGGGGAAAUGGGAAGAUUGGCUCGUGGAUAUGGAAGGCGGAUUUGAACAGCCGUCUGCCAACGUUCGACUUUUCUCGCGAUUGAGUACGACGGUGUCAACAGCUCAUUCACUUGCUGCAUUUGUCUCCUUUUUGAUUUUCCUCUUCAAUGGCAAAUACCGGACGCUCCUUGAUCGUGUCCUUCGACUUCGCCUCGCGACGCCCACUAGCCAGGUCAACAGAGAGGUAUCAUUUGAAUAUUUGAAUCGUCAGCUUGUCUGGCAUGCAUUUACAGAAUUUCUUCUCUUCAUCUUGCCCUUGGUUGGCAUUUCCCGAUGGCGACGCUGGCUCGGAAGAGCGUGGCGAAAGAUGAGAUCGCUCAUGCCCAGAACGGGUGACGACAAUGGUGAAGAUUCCCGUUCCACUGGUCCGCUUGGCUUUCUACCGGAGCGGACAUGCGCCAUCUGUUAUCAUGACCAGAAUCCCAUUUCAACGUCAGAGGAUAAUGUUCUUGCCAUGUCUGGUGCCUCGGGCGGAGUGAUUGGAUCUGCCCAGACAGACGUUACCAAUCCUUAUGAGGCCAUACCGUGCGGGUGCAUUUAUUGCUUUGUGUGCCUUGCACAAAGGCUCGAAAGCGAAGAGGGCGAAGGGUGGGCUUGUUUAAGAUGUGGCGAGAUUGUCAAUCAAUGCCGCCCUUGGAAUGGCGAUGUUUUGGAGGAGGAAGAAGAAGGAGUCAAACCAGCGACAGAGAAAUCCGUUGGUUUUAUUGAUGACAAUCACGAUGAAGAUGGGUUGACACAACUCGACCCGUCGCCCGAGAACGACACCGAAAAGGACAGAUUUGAGACUCCAAUGCAGGAGCUUGCAAAUUCCCCGGCAGUUCGCCCGUUUGACGUAUCCAGCGAGUGGGCACAAGUCGAUUCGCUUUCAGGCGAAGCUCCGACGUCUCCGCAUUAAAGAGACACUCAAUAUCAUGGACAUGCAACGUGUAUAGAUUAUUCUCUCUCUCCUUUUCUCUCUUUUUCUCUCUUUUUCUCUCUUUGUCUCUCUCUGAACUACCUACUACGCUGUACUAUAUUAGGGAAGCUUUUGUACGCGUAAAGAGCAAAUCUUAGCGAACAUGUCUUUUGCGAAGAAAUAUAUAGUAUCCAAUUCGUGUCAAUAAAGACCAAACUGUCAUCAAGCUUUUCGAGGCAUUGCAUUCGGUUUGGUUAGUUCAAAGGUAAGACUCAUAGAUAAUGCGACG